Molecule: messenger RNA, 357 nt
Organism: Raphanus sativus (radish)
Lineage: Eukaryota; Viridiplantae; Streptophyta; Magnoliopsida; Brassicales; Brassicaceae
Product: LOB domain-containing protein 5-like
Exons: 2
Coding region: 1-357 (118 amino acids)
Source: RefSeq, a predicted model, not a curated record
AUGGAAGCUCUAGGAACCAAUACUAAACAUGGUCCUUGUUGCAUUUGCACCAAGAAAAACAAAAUAUGUACCAGAAAUUGUGAAUUUGCUGCAUAUUUUCCAAAUGAAGUGAAAUCCGAUUAUGAAGCUGCUUGUGAAUUGUUUGGUACACCAAAUAUUAUAAGAAUGAUGAAACUUGCUCCGCAUGAACAAAAACAUCUGUUAGCAUCUUCGAUACUAAAAGAAGGUGGUGCAUGGACCGAUGAUAAUAUCAGAGGUGGAUUUGGAGUGAUACAAAAGCUGAUGUGGGAAAUCAAAUUACAUAAAGCCUACCUUUCUAAGUUAAGGAUGAAGAUUUCAGAAGAGAAAAACAAUUAG